AUGGAGCAAAGCAAGGGUAGGAGAUUGAUACUCUUCCCAGUACCUCUUCCAGGUCAUGUAAUACCGAUGCUAGAGCUAGCCAACCUUCUACAUUUCAAAGGCUUCUCCAUAACCAUAGUCCACACCCACUUCAACAAACUCAACCCUUCAAGCUAUCCGCACUUAACCUUUCACUUGAUCGAUGAAGGCUUGUCUGAAAGCGAGGCAUCCACAAAGGACAUUGCCCAUCUAUUGACUCUUUUAGAUCAGAAAUGUGCUGAACCACUCAAGGAAUGCUUGAUCAGCUUGCUAUCUGAUGAUUCGAAAGAGCCAGUUGCUUGUUUGAUCACCGAAUAUCGCUUCUACUUCACUCAAUCUCUUGCUGAGAGUUUGAAGCUACCAAGGCUACUGCUAAGGACUGGGGGUGCUUCUUCCUUGGCUGUUUAUAUUGCCUUCCCUCUUAUGCGUGAAAAGGGUUACUACCCUAAACAAGAUUCUCAACUAGAAGAGCCGGUGAAAGAGUUUCCGCCUCUGAAAGUGAAAGAUCUUCCAACUAUCAAAACCAAGCAGAAUCCAGAACAGUUUUUUCAAAUGACCGCCAGUCGCUUGAUCGAUGAAGCGAAUGCUUCACAUGGAGUUAUUAUCAACACUUUUGAAGAUAUCGAAGGAAAGGCGCUUAUAAGACUUCGUGAUGAGCUAUCCGCUCCGAUUUUUGGAGUUGGUCCAUUUCAUAAGCCUUUCCCUACAACUGGUUCUUCAGGACCAGGUUGCACACUGAACUUGCCACAAGACCAGAGUUGUAUUUCAUGGCUCAACACCCAAGCACCAAAUUCUGUUAUCUAUGUUGGGUUUGGGAGCCUUGCUACAAUAAGUGAAGAGCAAUUUUUGGAGCUAGCUUGGGGUCUAGCCAAUAGCAACCAACCGUUUUUGUGGGUGGUUAGAUCCGAGUUUGUUCAGGGUUCGAAAUGGCUUGAAGCGUUGCCUGAUAAAUUGCUCGAAACUUUGUACGGGAAGGGCCACAUUGUGAAAUGGGCACCGCAGAAAGCAGUGCUGGCACAUUCAGCAGUCGGAGCCUUUUGGACUCACAGCGGCUGGAACUCUACACUAGAGUGUAUCAGUGAAGGGGUUCCUAUGAUCUGUAUGCCAUGUUCUGCUGAUCAAAUGAUAAAUGCUCGGUAUGUGAGUGAUGUUUGGAAAGUUGGGUUGCAGUUGGAGCAUGGGAGAGAAAGAGGUGAGAUUGAGAAAACAAUUAGAAGACUAAUGGUGGAGAAAGAAGGUGAAGAAAUCAGACAAAAUAUGUCAAACCUAAAGGAGAAGGCAGAUCUUUGCUUCAAACCAGGUGGCUCCUCGUAUGAAUGCUUGGAGGGCUUGGUUAGACACAUUUUAUCGUUGGAAGCCUGGAAGCCAACUGCCAACGUUCUACAAACUCGGACUGAAGCUACUAUGAAUCCCCUAUUUGGUCUUAAUGGUUAGAUUAGUUGCCAAACAAG
Molecule: messenger RNA, 1469 nt
Organism: Fragaria vesca subsp. vesca
Lineage: Eukaryota; Viridiplantae; Streptophyta; Magnoliopsida; Rosales; Rosaceae
Product: UDP-glycosyltransferase 76F1-like
Exons: 2
Coding region: 1-1452 (483 amino acids)
Molecular function (GO): UDP-glycosyltransferase activity
Source: RefSeq, a predicted model, not a curated record